AUGUUGGGAACAAUUUCACAAUCUUCGGCAAAAGUUCUCCCAACAACACAUGCCGAUCACCUUCCUCUCAGUACUUUGGAAGAAAUAUCCUCCAUUGAUGAGAGCCAGUUGGAUGAUCUCAAAGAUCCUUCCAAAGAGGAACUCAUUCAAAUGACCAAACUUCUGGCAAGGAAGAUACCAGCUAGACGAUCCCUUGAUUAUCUUUAUGGCGGUGUUAGGUAUCGCAAACGAGGUCUUAUGUAA
Molecule: messenger RNA, 243 nt
Organism: Rodentolepis nana
Lineage: Eukaryota; Metazoa; Platyhelminthes; Cestoda; Cyclophyllidea; Hymenolepididae
Source: the annotation of a GenBank genome assembly